GCUGAGCUGAGUGGAAUCGUCACCUUUCCUGCAUUCGCUCAACUGUUGCCUGCAAAGGAGGAACCAGGCACUUAACCAAGCCAGGCUGCUUCUAUUGAAAUGUUCCAAGAGGACAUCUACAGGUCCAGAGACUUCUCAAUGCUCUUUGCAGCUUAAAAGAAACAGACGUCAGAAACUGCACUCUAAAGCUAUAUUCCAGAGAUGCUCCUGAACAAGUUGUCUGCUGGUGCGAGCUUCAAAAGGGAUAUUUAAAUGGCCAGCCCCAUUCAUUCUGUGACCCAGGAAAGGAAAAUUAAUCUGUGAAGAAUCCUAACAGCCAAAUUCUCUGAGCCCUGGCCUCUUGUCAGCAUAUCUGAGACCUCCUCCACCUGAGAAUCAGCAGGUCUGACAACACUUUCCCUGCCGCCUACAGUGAGGGAUGUCAAAAAAGCUAUAGACUAUCCAUGCCCUGUAUUCUUAUAUUCUUCAAGCUGGGCAUCUGGGCAGGAACAUUAUAGUCUCCAACCUUAAGGAAGAUUGACCAAGUCAGGCAAAAGAGCUGAAAACUCAGAUAUGCUGAGCCAGAGAUAUACAAAAGCCUUUAGCAAAUCACCUCACAGAAGAACCCAAUUAAAUCUGCACCAUUAGUCUGUAGAUCUAGAUGAACUGUGAAUAAAAGGGAGCCUUUUCUCCUUCUACUAAAAAGCAAAACAAAAAAAAACCUCAGAAGUCUAAUAUAAUACCAUAAGAGAUUCUUGUCUCCGUGACAGUAUUAUAAAGCAGUUUCACAAUAUUUGUUUUCACCAGUGUAAGAUUAAGAUUGUGAAAACUGACUACUUACUUACUGUCUAAACUGACUAAGAAGUUCUGAUAAACCUAUUUAGGAUAGGUCUGCUUGCUAGAAGGCAGGGAAGUGCAACAAUUUGCAAAUUAGAAGCCCACUCACUGAGUUCUUGCUUAUGCACUACUGAUUUGGGUCUGUACCACAUUGUUAAAACACCACCAAUACAGUCACAGACAGGCUUAGCAACUGUGGAAUUCCUCAAGGGCAAUAGAAAUCAAAUAGAAGCAAAUAUCAACUCAAGUCUUGAGUGAUGACGGAAGUGCAUUUUAAGUAUCAUGGAAAUCUCACUGGGCGAGCUCAUUUUCCCACUCUGGCAACAGAGGUCGAUACCACUUCAGACAAGUAUUCCAACCUGUACAUGUACGUAGGAUUGUUUCUGAGCCUCCUGGCCAUUCUUCUCAUCUUACUCUUCACAAUGCUUCUUCGGCUCAAACAUGUCAUCUCGCCCAUCACCGAGAGCACAGAAAGCGUUCCUCAGUUCACAGAUGUAGAGAUGCAAAGCCGAAUUCCCACUCCUUAAAGUCAGAAUGAUGGCGAGACUCAGCGGGUAUGAGCAAACCCUGGCAUGCUGAUGCUCAGGAAGGCUUUCUCAUUUUCAUGUGAGGCUUUGCUUGUAACAAGCUGCUCAUGUUUUCUGUUCAGCAAUUCUUCAUCUUGACUGUGCUUGUGGGACAUCUAAGAGGCUUAAGAGUCAUUGUUUUAAAGGAAUAGGGGAAAUAGCAGCUGGUUGGGCUGGCAGGUUUCCAUAGUAACCAGAGAGAGCCUGAGCCUUGAACAAACCUCAGACCACAGAAAUUCAUAUGCAGCAGUUGUUAAAACACAAGAGCCCAGGAAGCUGCUAGAGCAAACAAGAAUUUACCUUAGAAUGUUCUGAGGACCCCCAAGAAAUGACAGGCUUUAAUUUAUUAUUUUAGCCCUAAAGAAUUCUUCAUACACAAUGCACACAUCUUCAGACAUAGAGCUAAAUCAUGUCACAGAUGAAUGGAAGGGAUUAUUAAUCUUUUCUCAAAACAAUGCUGUAAUAAUCACAGGCCAUUGGAUUUCUCCCAAAUGAAAGAUGAGAUUUAAAGAACAUGUUCUAUUUAAAGAGAAAUUUUGCAGAAAGUUUCUGGUGAAUGAGAAGAAUUGCAUAUUAUAUCUGUGUUACUACUAUUACUGAACUUUUAAAACCUCAGAUAAUGGCAGGUAUAUUACUAUAAUCUGGGACAAUAAGUUGCCUCCAAAUCAAGGAAAAAUUAAGUCAAACUUUGCUCAUAAGGAUUUCUACAUCAUACACACAGCUUCUUUGUCUUUCUCUCCCUCCUUAUUGCAAUUCAGGAUUGAGUUGCACAUAAAUAUGAGCUUGAUUUGAAAAGGGAGUUGGCAAAGAAGACACAGGUGGAUUGUAAAGCAGAAAUGAAAUGAUCUGCUACUGAGUGAUUGUGACUUUGACUGAAGCAUGCCAGCUUUCUGGGUCUUGAAUUUUUCCUGCUGAAAACUGUUCGGAUCACUUUAUAGACAUGAGGAGAAGACACACAGAGACUAAAGGGGGAUAGAACUAACAAUCACUGCAACAAGUUCUUAUUAAGAACAAUGUCCUCAGAUGGCGCAUUUCUCUUUCCCAGAAAAUGCUCCUUCCUUCCUGAUCCCUGCCAAAAACUGAAGUGUUUCACUUAUUAUCUACAAGAGAAAUAUAUUUUGAAAAUUUCCAUUUUCAUGAGUAGCUCUAGUGUGCCCAUAAUGGACAAUUUAAUUUUAAAAAACUUGACUUUUCAAAGUGGAACCAAAGGAGACAAGUGGCGUUUACAAAUUAGAAAUGGCACAUUGGUCGUAUUCUUACCGCCAAACAAACGGAAUGCCUGUCUUAGAUUUUUACCUGCUCAUACACACACGCAAAAAAAAAUCAGUUGCCCAUUGUAAUUAAAGCAUUGUCAUUAAAUUUCAUGGAAUCCCCCUUGGGGACUGAGGUGGUUGUGCAAAAAUGGAAUGGAUGUGAAAUUCAUGGCACCUGUGCCAGGUAUAUAUCUCUCUAUAGUCUGUAACCAAUUUAGAUUGGCCCCUUUACUGUGAUCUAAAUCUAGGAUGGUGGUGAAAUUCCCAAGUGCUUUCUACUUUUAUACUCAGUCAUUUGCCAAUGUUCCCCUCUCCAAGGGGCUGCACAGCAUGAAAUCCCCACAUGCAGAGCUAAACUUAGCAGCAAGGCUGACUGCCACACCUGUUACAACUGUGCACUGUCAGAGACAGCAGCUGCAUUCUGCAUCAUUCAGAAGAAAUUAGCAGGUACCCUAAGACUUGGACAGAACUUUGGGCUUUAUAUUUCCCAAAAUGCAAACUCAAUCUUACAGGAAUGCAUAUUGGUGGUUUACGUUGUGUCUAUAUUCAAUACUCAGACUCCAUGGACUUUUAAAAUGUUUUACUCUUAACCAUACAUGGGCUUCCCCCAGGCUGCCAAGCCAUAUACCCAGGAACUUAAGGGUGCAGGUAUCCCAUCACUCCAGGUUCUCCUUUUUGUGCCCACAGUAUUUGAAUGCACUUUACCAUAGAGAAGUCAGUAGCUGGAUAAAUGUUGGAUCUGGUUACACUUUCAACAGCAGUGAACAGCAAGUUUCUCAAUGCCUUGAUGCUGAAGCUGAUGGAGACAAAGCCUUCCUGUUACCUAACCACCCCAACCCAAAUUGGAGAUUAUUAAAACUGCUUUGGAAGUGCUACCUUGGGUGAUGAUUCCUAAUUUAUGAUCAGGUUGCUCACCAGGAAAACAACCACCCUCUUUCAUCACAACAACCCCUGUGGGAUUCAGAUCUUAUCUGAGCAAGAAUCAAGGCACACAGCAGCGAUUACACCAAAAUAGCAACAUAAUCCACCAGUUUCCAGUGACAUAAUAUAAAUAGAAAUAAAUUUCAGAAGACGUGUCAUUAUGGUAACUCACAUGGUAUUUAAUCUUUAGAAAAAUAAAUUGAAUGUUUUCAUAACAGUGAAGAAAAAAAUCUCCAUUUCUAUUCAAGUAUAUUAUGUCCUCAAAUGUAUUAAUUAGCACAUUACUACUUUAAAAGUCAGCUAUAAUAACCAAUGGGCAUAAUUUGAAUUUAUUUUUUCUGUACAAAAUGCAGACUUAACAGUUCCCUGCCCCACCCUAUUUUCCUUCAAAUUGCAUGUGAGCUGGGAUAUGAACAGGUAGAUCAUUUACAUAUAUGUGUGCUCUAUUUAAGAAAAAAAUCAUUUUUUUGGACCAUAUGUAUAUAAAUACUCAUACAUCAACAAUUUCCUUCAAUGUAACCUAACACAAAGAUCAGAGGAAUUCUCCAAGUACUAUACAUUAAUAUGGGCACUACUAAAGAUAUAUAAUUGCAUAUAUUUCAGAAUCAUUAGUCACAUGAAACAAGGCAUAUUGCAAAGAGUUAUGAUCAUAUAUUUGGCAACAAAUGUUACUGUAAACAAGUAAAGAUGGAUUUAUCCAGUCUAACCUUUCUAUCCAUGCCAAAUUAAAAUUGUUUGACUUCAGUAACUAAUUUUGAAUGUGUAGAUCCCACCAUACUUAUUAAGUAUGUAUAAGGGAUCCACUUAAUACAUUUAAAUUAUUAUAUUAAGUAAUGCAUUUUAUUCUCUUGCAUUUGUACAAAAUAAAUUUGUUUUUUACAAAAAUGAAGAACUGUGCAGGAAAAUUGGGAAUUCUUUGGGUUUUAGCUCAUUUGUAUUUGAAUUAGAUUCACAUUGUAUUCAAGUGUAAUCAUAUUUAUAUUAAUGUGCAGCAUGCCACUUUGAUCCCUGGAUAAUAAAUGCUGACUCCUUUGUUUGCUGAUAAUAAAUGUCUGUUGUCUGAAGAUGUAAAUUGCAUUGUAUUAGCUUCUUCAUUGCAAUAUAAAUUGUAAUAACUGCUA
Molecule: messenger RNA, 4677 nt
Organism: Mesocricetus auratus (golden hamster)
Lineage: Eukaryota; Metazoa; Chordata; Mammalia; Rodentia; Cricetidae
Gene: Sertm2
Product: serine rich and transmembrane domain containing 2
Exons: 3
Coding region: 1074-1343 (89 amino acids)
Cellular component (GO): intracellular membrane-bounded organelle
Source: RefSeq, a predicted model, not a curated record